GCCCGCCCCCCAACGGCAGCACGUUUCUGCUAUACCACUGAUAAACUGGACAGUCCGGACAAUUUUAUACAUCAAAAUUGCCUGAGUACAUCCCUACAAUGGCCUCCACCUCAUCAGUUGGGGAUAAACAGUUGCAGAGGAUAAUCAGAGAUCUGCAUGAUGCAGUGAUAGAGUUAAGUAAGGAACACAGGGAGUGUGGUGAACCUAUAACGGACGACUUCGCCAACCUGCACAAGUUCUUCUACAAACUAGAAUACCUGCUGCAGUUUGACCAAAAAGAGAAGACAACCUUUCUUGGCCAGAGAAAAGACUACUGGGAUUACUUCUGCGACUGCCUGAUUAAGAUCAAGGGAGCUAACGAUGGCAUCCGUUUCGUUAAGUCCAUCCCUGAGUUGAAGACAUCACUGGGGAAAGGAAGAGCUUUCAUCCGCUACUCGCUCGUUCACCAGCGUCUUGCUGACACACUGCAGCAAUGUUUUAUGAAUCUAAAGGUCACAAGUGACUGGUAUUAUGCCCGGAGUCCUUUCCUCAAGUCUCACCUCACUGGAGACAUAAUCAACAAUCUUUAUGAACUCAACCAGAUCCAAUUUGAUGUGGCAGCCAGAGGUUAUGACCUUGAUGCAGAUUGGCCAAAAUUUGCAAGGCGAACAUUAGGAUCUGGCUCCUCAGCUUACCUUUGGAAACCCCCGAGUCGCUGCUCUAGUGUGAACAGUCUGGUUAGCAGUUAUUCACACUCACAGGGUCAGGAGUUCCUUCCAGUCCCAGACUUGAGCCACAGUGGUCUUGAUGAACUGGGAGAACUGGGGGAACCUUCUUCCUGCAGCAUUGCAGAGAAUCUGCGCAUUGAGCUUGACCAGUCCGAGCUCAGACAGCAGGAGCUUUUGGUGCGGGUUCAGGAGUUAGGCAAGGAGGCUGCGGAGCUGAAAGAUAUUGUAAAGCACCUUCAAGAACAGUUGUCAGCUCAGAAGUCUGCCAAUUCGACAUCUACAGCAGUCCAAAGUAACCCAGAAACAUACAGUGAAGAAAGAGUUAAUCACUAUCAAACCUGCAGGGAACCGAUAAGAAGUGAACUUCAAGAUAGACUCACAACUGCUGAGAACAAAAAUAUGGAGCUUCUUUCUAAGUUAGAUGAGGCUCUUAAAGAAAGGGGCCAACAAACUGCUAGUUACUGUGAAUCAGCCUGGAAAAUCCAGGAACUCCUGGAUAAACUGAAGUCUGCAGAGGAGGGGAGGUUUGAGGCUAAGAGAGAGGCUGAGGACAGGGCGAGGCACUGUGAAUGUCUGUCGCAGGAACUAAAACUCAGGGAAGAAGAAUUGAAGAAUGCUGAGGAGAAGCUAGGUGAAGUAAAAGCUGGAGCUGAUGACGAACGGGAGGCAGCGCUCACGCGGUUAGAGGAGCUCCAGAGUGCGGUUGGUCGAAUUCAGGGGGCAUUGACUUUGAAAGAGAAAGAGACAGGGAAUUUGAGAGCACAGCUUCAGGACCUGCAGGCCUCACUGGAGUGCAGGGAAAGGCAGGCGGAGGAACUGAGAAAAAUGCUCCAGGAAGAGAGGGAGGAGGUAGAGAAGCAGUGUAGUCUCAGUAGCAGCCAGAAUGAGGAACUUGAGAGUCUGAGCUUGGAUUUAAGAAAAACGCUUAAAAGCAGAGAGAAAGAGCUAGCUGCGAGUUCAGAAAGAAUCAAACAUUUGGAGGAGCAGUUAGAUAAGCUAAACGUGGGGAAAGAAACAGUGGCCCCUCGAAUUAUUGAUGAUGAAAUAACGUCUUGCAGUCAAUCAGAGAAUACUGCAGAUGACAAAACACAGUUCAGCAGUCUAAUGGAAAUAAAUGCUAAGCUUCUCCAAACGGUUAGGAAAAGUGAGGUAAGCAUUUCCGAGCUAACUGAGAGCAGGGCUGCCCUGUUAGACCAGCUAGCUUCUUUGAAGGCGUCUGAGAAGCACUUCAGAAGUAGAGUAGAAGCUGCAAAGAUGAGUGUGGAAGACAGAGAGAAAAAGCUUUUAGAUGAAAACCUGAAAUUGGAGGAGAUGGUUCAAAAGGCGUUUAUGCAAAGGGAGCAAUCUGAUGCUCAGUUAAAGAAGCUGGAGCAUGAGAAUACUGAGCUUCUCGGCAGUCAGUCCACACUGAAGCAACAGUUAGCCACAACUCAACAGGAACUGGAUUCUUUCACUACCAAAGCUGAAAAGUUAGACAAGAACAUUAUAGCGUCCCAGAAAAGCCAAGCAGAGUUACUUGAAAAGCUCCAGGAAACUGAAGCUAAGCUAAGAGACCAGACUGUAAAAUGUGAGCUUCUCCAAGGUCGAACUGAUGAGCUAGAAAGCAGGAGUGGGGAGCUGCAUGAUGAAAAAGGAGCCGCAGAGAGCAACGAAAAAAUGCAAAAGCUUCACAGUGAGCACCAGACUUCCUCAGUGGAAUCCAAAGAGGCCCCAUUCAGGCUGGUUAUAGCUGAGGCACAACUGGAAGUCAACGUGAGAGAGGUAACCAGGCUCCAGGAAGAGGUGGUGGAGCUUAGGGCACAACUCCUGGCAGGAAAUGAGGAGAGGAUGAAAGCUCAGGCCCUGCAGGAGGUGACAGAAACCUCCAGAGAAGACCUUCGUGUUUUAGUAGAACAACUGAAGGCCCAAGUGGAGGAACUAAACCGCCGGCAUGUGGAUGAAAUUCUUAGAUCUCGCGAGCGUGAGGAGGCUCUUAUUCGUGAGCGAGAUGGCGAGGCACAGGCUCGAGCCGGUCUUGCUGCAGAGGUGACGGCCUCUAGAGAGGAGCUUGAUAAGUUUAAGAUGCGUUACAAUGCUUUGUGUCUGGAGAACAGUGAAUCAAGGGAGGCCCUUCACAGAGCCAACACAGAGACCGCAGAACUAGGCGUGCACGUGUGCAUGCUGACCGCUGAGAACGAGGAGGCUCGGCUGCGCUGGGAGGGUCAGUCAACAAAGCUGCAGGAGCUGGAGGAGGAGGCGGCUCAGGAAGUAGGAAGGCUGAAUGCCUGCAUGGAGCAGCUGCGCAAGGAGAACCAGGAGCUCCACAGUCAGCUCCCAAACACUGAGGAUUUGAUGGCGUCCAAGGUGAAACUGGAGAAACAGUUGAGGGAGGCCCAACAGGAAGUCGAAGCUGUGCUGGAGAUGAACCAGGAAGAGAAUCAACAACUCCGGUUGCAGUUCAGCAGUGAAGCUGUGAGCCAUGAAAACCAGCUCCAGAGCACAAUUCAAGAGUUAGGGGAUGUUAAAUUGCAGCUCCAGACUGAGCAUGAGAAGGUAGUUGCCCUGGAGAACAACCUCAAGGGGCUAGAGGCUGAAAAUCAGAGAUACUGCCAACAGAUUGAGGAGACAAACAUCCAGAUGGCCGAGUCUGAAAACCUCAUUCAGCAGAAAGAAGACGAGAUAAUCCAUCUGAAAGGGAAUUUAUCAAGAUCUGAGGUGUACAAAUAUGCUUGUGCUUGUUGCAGGGACAAAGAUGCCCUUUGGCAGAAGUCAGACGCUCUGGAGUUUGAGCAGAAGCUGCGGGAUGAGGAGUCGGAGAGGGACGUUAACUACUGUCUGGGCUGCCACACUCAGUUCAGCUGGUGGUUCCGCAAGUACAGCUGCAGGCUGUGUGGUCGUCCUUUCUGCUACUACUGUUGCAGCAACACGGUGAGCACCCAGCAGGGUGGCAACAGAGAGCGCUGCUGUAAGGACUGUUACAACCAGCACAGUGCAGUAGUUGAGCGCCACCCGCAGGAAGAAGUGACUCACAGCACACCGGGAACACCAUUUAGGCGCUUUCUGCAGGCUGGCUUGGCUGUAAGCGGUGUUUCAGGAGCAGGUGGAGAUGAGAAACUGGACGAUGGUGUUUUUGACAUUAUCACAGAUGAGGAAGUGAUUGGGGUGUACGACAGUGAAUCCCUGUCUUUUGUCACCGCUUGCUCGCCUGGACAUGGACAGCAGGGGGCAGCACAACUAAACAGCAGUGCCAGUGCAGGAGACCUCACAUCAGAGGAUACUGACGACCUCAGCGCUGCGGUACAGGAUGCAGAGAUCUGCCUGCUGAAAUCUGGAGAACUGACGUUCUCUGUGCACUUCACGGUGGAUGACAUCGCAGCGUUUGGCGACAGCCCCCGAGAGCUUUUCAUCAAAUCCAGCUGUUACAGCACCAUCCCCAUCACCAUGAGCAACCCUGGUCCUACUGUGUCCUGGACCUUCACAUCUGAACCAAAGAGCAUCUCCUUCAGUGUGGUCUACAGGGAGAGCAGUGAGACUCCACUGGAACAAGCCAAGGUUUUGAUCCCUCUGACCCGUUGUAACUCCCACAAGGAGACAAUACAGGGGGAACUAAAAGUCAGAAAUGCUGGAGAAUACACACUUAUCUUUGACAACUCCUUCUCCAGGUUCAUCUCUAAGAAAGUGCUGUAUCAUCUGAGUCUAGACAAGCCUGUGGUCUACGAUGGAACCGACCUCCUCUGAGUGUGGCAGGAGCAGCACGAGGAUGUGUAACACUGACUUUUUCAAACUGUCAAGGCUGUUUAAGCGCAUAGUUAUCACUUCAGAGUCUUCUGAUGCUGAGCAGCCUCAGCGGAAAGGUCACAGCAUUAAAACACAUAAGUAAAUAACAAUAUUACACUACGGUAUGUCAGCAUGCACUUUUAUGAAAGCUAGUUUAAAUAUACAUAAGGAAGGAUAUCCAAAGUUCAGGCGCUUUCGUAUUUGAAUGUGACCGCUUAAUGUGUGUGUCAGUUAAAAUCCUCUUUUCACAAUAUGAGAAGUUUUAUGUUUUGAUAUCCAAAAGUAUCAAAAUCAAAUAAAAAGGGUUGAGGAAGUGUUUUUAUACUUAAAAAAAAAACCAGGGAGGGAUGUGGGGUUUUGCGUAAAUAAGUGGCCAUAAAUACAUCAGAUAAAGAUGCUUUAUGAGAAAAAAAAAAUAAUAUACAGUAAUAAUUGUUGUACAUUGUUCCCAGAAAAGCUCUGACUGCUGGCAAACACAUGCGAUUGAGUCAUAAUCAAACAGGGAGCCUCUUGUUGUGAAAGCGUCUGUGGUUGCAAGCUGAGAUCAAAUCGAAUCACUUGAUUUAUUAACGGUAACUUUGAUUGUAAAACGUUUCAGUGGAAGAAUUCAACUCUGAUGUUAACUCUGAUGUUAACAGAGUCUUAACUGACGCUUCAGUGGACAUUAAUGCUGCGGUAGAAUGAGCCCAGCAGUCCUUUCACAUAUCUUUCUUACUGUUGCCUUUUCAGCUGUCAGAAAUUAGAUGAAAUGGAUGUGUCGCAAUCAUGACGAAGCUUAAAUGGAAGAAACAGAACCACAGGAAGAACCCGGAAAGCAUUUGGUUUUAUUUAUCUUGAGUAAACAGGCUUUAUUUCAGUGCUUUGUCUCUAGUGGUUGCAGCUGAAGACAGAGGGGAGUGUGGCUGCUUGGGUUCUGUGCAUGCAAACAUUAAGUGUGUGUGCAAGCUUUCCCAACUUCAUUAAGCAUAUAUCAAAAUGUAAGUUUCAGUGCUUCAGUAUUUAGUUGUUUUUUCCCAUCAGUUUAACCAUCACUCUUGAUGGUUUUACAUUUAAAGUGGGCAAAAAUGGGACAAAUUCUCAUGAAAACCACGAAGCUGUUACUGUCUCUAGAAAGAAAAAAGAAUCAUCUUUAGAAUCGUUUUCUUGGGUUUUUUAUGCUUUUGCUGUGUAAUGUUCUGGAUGAGUUAAUUAGAGUGUUUUGUUAUGAGAAAUGUGCAAAACCUGCAGUGUGUCAAACAGAAAACACGAGCCUCAGCCUUUAAAUCACACAAGUCCAAAAAUUCUGUUACUUUAAUACCUGAUUUUUUUCAUAUGUGGACCUUUAAAGGGUUUAAUGUGGAAGAUAAUCCAAGUUUUCAAUCAGCAAUCCUCUCAGUGUCUCAUCAUUUAACAAUACUGACAGAGUAACAUUGAUUUAACUGCUUUGCUCUAUCCAGAGGUUUUACAAAAUCUCUUCCACCAUUUUAAACCCAUUUUGUAAUUUAUGUUGUGAAGAACUGACAGGAGAAAAGAAAACAAGGAAAAAUGCUAAUUGAUUUUUAUACAUCCGCUCAUUAAGAGUGACAAGUUGCCAAAUAUAUUUUACAAUUCUUAAAUGGGAGUUUCUAUUUAAAGACACUGCGACAUGACUGCUGUAUAAUGCACUUUGUGAAAGGGCUUUUUGUCGAUAUGUAUCCCAUGAGCCUUUGUGCCAGAUGAUGAAUGAGUUUUUUUUCUCCUCCAUAUGUAGGCAGUGUUUGAUUGUAGAUGUUUACAGCUGGAUUUACCAGAGGGAAUCUGCCGACACAUCUUAUGAGAACUAAAUAUUUAUACUAGAAAUGAUGUAAGGUUAUGGUUAAUAAAUAAGGAUUGUGUGA
Messenger RNA from Neolamprologus brichardi, 6319 nucleotides. NCBI's taxonomy places the organism in Eukaryota, Metazoa, Chordata, Actinopteri, Cichliformes, Cichlidae. The record is from RefSeq and is a predicted model, not a curated record.